CAAAAGGCUUUUGGUGUUGGAUAAAUGGAAGCUGAAGAGGAGCGCUUUCCUAGACUAAGGCAAGUUCUGCUUCUCUUUGUUUUGCUGGCUCAGACUUGCGCCAAGCAGGGAGGCAGCUAUAUUGUGGCAGAAGAAACAGAGAGAGGUUCUUUUGUGGCCAAUCUAGCAAAGGACCUAGGGCUAGGGGUUAGAGAGUUGGCCUGGCGGAGGGCUUGGGUCAUUUCUAAGGAUCACAAAAAACAUUUUCAACUGAAUGUUCAGACUGGAGAUUUGCAAGUAAAUGAGAAACUAGAUCGGGAAGAACUAUGCGGCCCCACUGAUCCUUGUGUGCUGCAAUUCCAAAUGUUACUGGAAGAACCUUUGGAGGUAUAUAGGUUUAAACUUUUGGUCAGUGACAUAAAUGACAAUUCCCCUGUGUUCCCAGAAGCGGAAAUGAUUUUGAAAAUCUUGGAAAAUAGUUUUCCCAGGUCUGUAUUUCCCCUGCAGAAUGCACAAGAUUUAGACAUAGGCAUCAACAUUCAAAACUACACCAUCUACCCAAAUUCCCAUUUCCAUGUUCUCACCCGCAAUGGCAGUGAGGGCAGAAAAUACCCGGAGUUGGUGUUGGACAAAGCCCUGGAUCGUGAGGAGCAGCGUGAGCUCAGGUUAACUCUCAUGGCGGUAGAUGGAGGGGCUCCUCCCAAGACUGGAACUGCCCUGAUCCUCAUUGAUGUCGUAGAUGUCAACGACAAUGUCCGUGAGUUUGAGCAGCCCCUCUAUCAUGUUCAGAUUCCCGAAAACAGCCCCCUCGGAUCCCUUAUUGUCACUGUUUCCGCCAGAGAUUUAGACACAGGAAUAAACGGUGAAAUAUUCUACUCAUUUUUUUAUGGUGAUGAAGAGAUUGCCAAGACAUUUGCACUUAAUGAACUCACUGGAGAAAUUCAAAUAAUCAGAACACUAGAUAUUGAAAAAAUUGUGUCAUAUGAAGUGAAUGUUAAGGCCUCUGAUAGGGCAGGUCCUUCUGGAAAGUGCACUGUCAUCAUACGAGUGGUGGGCAUAAACGACAACAUCCCAGAACUUACUGUGGCUUCACUUAUGAGCCCCAUCCCGGAAAAUUCCCCUGAGACCACAGUAGCUCUUUUCAGUAUUCAAGACCGAGACUCUGGAGAAAAUGGAAGAAUGGUUUGUUCCAUCCAGGAAGAUAUUCCCUUCACACUGAAACCUACCGUUGAAAAUUUCUACAGGCUGGUGACAGAAGGAGCACUGGACAGAGAGAGCAGAGCCGAGUAUAACAUCACCAUCACGGUCAGCGAUUUCGGGUCCCCCAGGCUGAAAACCGAGCACAGAAUAACAGUGCUGGUCUCCGACGUCAAUGAUAACGCACCUACUUUCACACAAACCUCCUACACCCUGUUCAUCCGAGAAAACAACAGCCCCGCCCUGCACAUGGGCAGCGUCAGCGCCACAGACAGAGACUCAGGCACCAACGCCCAACUCACCUACUCGCUGCUGCCGCCCCAGGACCCGCAUUUCCUUCUCACCUCCUUGAUCUCCGUCAACGCUGACAACGGGCACCUGUUCGCUCUCAGGUCGCUGGAUUACGAGGCUCUGCGAGCGUUCGAGUUCCGCGUGGGCGCGACAGACGCAGGCUCCCCGGCGCUGAGCAGCGAGGCGCUGGUGCGCGUGGUGGUCGUGGACGACAACGACAACUCGCCCUUCGUGCUGUACCCGCUGCAGAACGGCUCUGCUCCCUGCACUGAGCUGGUGCCCAGGGCAGCCGAGGCGGGCUACCUGGUGACCAAGGUGGUGGCGGUGGACGGCGACUCGGGCCAGAACGCCUGGCUGUCCUACCAGCUGCUCAAGGCCACGGAGCCCGGGCUGUUCAGCGUGUGGGCGCACAAUGGCGAGGAGCGCACCGCCAGGCUGCUGAGCGAGCGCGACGCCGCCAAGCACAGACUCGUCGUGCUGGUCAAGGACAAUGGCGAGCCGCCAAUGUCGGCCAGCAUCACGUUGCACGUGCUCCUGGUGGACGGCUUCUCACAGCCCUACCUGCAGCUCCCUGAGGUGGCCCCGGACGAGGCCCAGGCCGACUCGCUCACCGUCUACUUGGUCAUUGCGUUGGCGUCGGUCUCGUCGCUCUUCCUGUUCUCUGUGCUCCUGUUAGUCACGGUGUGUCUGUGCAGGAGGAACAGGGCCUCCUGGGUGGGUCGCUGCUCUGUGCCUGAGGGCCACUUUCCGGGCCACUUGGUGGACGUCAGCGGCACUGGGACCCUGUCCCAAAACUACCAGUAUGAAGUCUAUCUGGCAAGAAGCUCUGGAACAAGCGAGUUCAAGUUCAAGAGGGCUACGAAUGACGUAGAGGAAAAUUCCAACUUUGAAAAUGGUUUUGGAUUCAAUUAA
Trichechus manatus latirostris (Florida manatee) is the source of this 2379-nucleotide messenger RNA. Its product is annotated as protocadherin beta-15-like. Gene Ontology annotation, biological process: homophilic cell-cell adhesion. Gene Ontology annotation, cellular component: plasma membrane. The record is from RefSeq and is a predicted model, not a curated record. NCBI's taxonomy places the organism in Eukaryota, Metazoa, Chordata, Mammalia, Sirenia, Trichechidae. Gene Ontology annotation, molecular function: calcium ion binding.